AUGCCUCCCAGCUUCGUUCUCACCAUCUCCAGCCCGGAUCGCCCCGGGAUCGUGCACGCGGUCACCGCGUUCCUGGUCCAGCACAACCUCAAUAUCGUUGACUCAUCGCAAUUCGGCGACCCGAGCUCCCAGCGCUUUUUUAUGCGCGUGCAUGUCGUGCCCGCUUCCGAGGAUGCCAUCAUCGAGGUCGACCAGCUGCGCUCGACCUUUGAGGCCACAGCGCAGUCGUUUUCAAUGGACUUUGAUAUAUACCCGGCCUCGAAGAAGCCCCGGGUGCUGAUCAUGGUCUCCAAGAUCGGCCACUGUCUCAACGAUCUCCUCUUCCGCCAGUCCACCGGCCAACUAAACAUUGAGGUGCCGCUGAUUGUGUCGAACCACCCCGACUUUGCUGCCCUUGCUGCCACCUACAACAUUCCCUUCCAACACCUUCCCGUCACAGCCGACACCAAGCCGCAGCAGGAAGCCCGGAUUCUGGAAUUGGUCAAACAGUACAACGUUGAUCUUAUCGUGCUGGCGCGCUACAUGCAGGUCCUGUCGCCAACUUUGUGCCAGGCCAUGUCCGGCCGCAUCAUCAAUAUCCACCACAGCUUUCUGCCCUCUUUCAAGGGCGCCAAGCCCUACCAUCAGGCCUACGAUCGCGGUGUCAAGAUCAUCGGUGCCACGGCCCAUUUCGUGACCAGCGACCUGGAUGAAGGUCCCAUUAUCGAGCAGAAUGUGGUGCGGGUUAACCACGCCAUGAGUCCCAAGGAGCUGACGCACGCCGGAAGCAACGUGGAGAGCAACGUGUUGGCCACCGCGGUCAAGUACGUGACGGAGCACCGGGUGCUGCUCAAUGGACACAAGACCGUUGUGUUCAACUAG
This is a messenger RNA of Penicillium lagena, 861 nucleotides long. RefSeq names its product formyltetrahydrofolate deformylase. The record is from RefSeq and is a predicted model, not a curated record. Gene Ontology annotation, biological process: 'de novo' IMP biosynthetic process. NCBI's taxonomy places the organism in Eukaryota, Fungi, Ascomycota, Eurotiomycetes, Eurotiales, Aspergillaceae. Gene Ontology annotation, molecular function: formyltetrahydrofolate deformylase activity. The transcript has a single exon. Bases 1 to 861 code for a protein of 286 amino acids.